Olea europaea var. sylvestris is the source of this 2319-nucleotide messenger RNA. RefSeq lists its product as uncharacterized. Bases 198 to 2219 code for a protein of 673 amino acids. The transcript has 8 exons. The record is from RefSeq and is a predicted model, not a curated record. Lineage: Eukaryota; Viridiplantae; Streptophyta; Magnoliopsida; Lamiales; Oleaceae.
AUACCUAGGAAAAAAAAAUGAAAAAACGAAAAAAAAAUGGAGUAACCAUAAGUAAUUCGAAUUUUGAAUGUUAAGAUCAGUAAUAAAUAUAAGCAUGACGCGAGUUGGCGCCUUAAGAUUUCCCUCCUCUCCCUCAAAUCAACCAUCCCGAAAAUUAGGGUUCUUUUGAUUCGCAUUUCAAUUCGAUCCGAAUCACAAUGAGUAGAAGAUUCAAAUCCAGUUGUACCAGUUCCGAAGAUCCACGUAAGAUCCGACCGGCCAGAAAUCAGGGCUCGGACAACAAAUUGGAUACGAGCAAGUUAAAAAGAGUGAGGUUUGCGGAUCCUGAGAUGGAUAUGCUUCCUAGCGAUGCACAAGGCGUUUCUUUAAGAAAAUAUGAAGUGAGCCAAUCGACAAAAUCUGAUGCCCCCAAAACUUCAGAGUAUGCAUAUUUUAAGAAAGUAAAGAAUAGUGCUGGUUGUGGUCAUUCCGGUGCAACACAUAGGGAGGACAAACGGUUGGAAGAUUCCAAGUUUAAUGACUGCAGUGGAGUAGAGACUUCAAAUGCUUCUGCCACAAUUAACCCCAGAAACAAGGACUUCAGAUUCACGUUCCCUGAAGGAAUGCCAGGGCCCACUGACCAGCACACAUUCCUCUCACCUCGUGUUGGAGAAUGUAAGAAACUUAACCAGUUGAGAGGCAAAGAUAUACCCAACAAUGUUAAACCUCUUGAUCAAAAUUUAUUCUUUUCACCCAUUGAAGGGACAUCAGAGAACUCAGCUUCAGGGAGCCAAUGCACUGAGAAAGGAAUCUUUUCUGCAAAAAGACAGAGGUUACUUCAGUGUGUUGCUGAUGCCUCAUUUUGUGGCAUUGAGAAACUCCACUCUAAGGGGUUCAAUUUGGUUUCCUUGCUCUUAAGCCGCCUGUUCUUUAAGGACAUUGAAAAUGAUGAUUCAAGGCCCUCCAAAGUCGAUAUGGAUAACAAUUGUAAAGCUCCGACAUUUUGGGAGUCAGAUGAUCUGGAGAAGGGACUCCAUUUGGCUCAUACCGAAGACUGGGAUAAGGAUAUCCCGAAUAACUAUUCUGGCAGAUCAGGAGAGGCUGUUCUCUCAAAAUGGAAUCCCUCUGUCUCUGACUUUCCUCCAUCCCACUAUGAUACAGCAACUCAUUUUGGAGAUGAAUUAGUGAAUCUUGAUUGCAGUUCAAAGAGUGAUAUGAUUAGAAAUUUAUACACACAGCAUAAAUCUUUUUUCUGUUUACCAUUUGAAAGAUCUGGAUAUGCUGGUUCAUGUCAUCUUGAAGAACCUGAUGAACUCUGUUGUCCAAUUGAAUACUCAAGAAGUGAACCGCCUAGGCUUUUGCUAGGUUGGGACUUCGAAAGGGAGGAAGAUAAAGUUGAUUCAUCCAUUAUCAUUCACGACAUCUCGAAGAAUUUGUGUCCUGGAUGGGAUUCGUGGAAUGUUGAUCACCCAAAGGGUAUGGAUAAUACAGUUGAUGCCACAGCACUGUGUCCAUCAUCCUUACGUUCAACAUAUUAUCUAGACUUCCAGUCACUGCCGAAUUAUUAUUCAACCAGACCAGCAACUUCAUGGAAUGUGGAUCACCAGAAUGAUAUGGAUAAUGUUCUUGAUGCCAAACCAUUGUGUUUAUCAUCAUCAUGUUCAAAAUACUCUCUCGAUUUCGACUCGCUGCCAAAUUAUUAUUCAAACAGCUUUAGAAGUCAGGAUUUUGGACCAUUUAUAAAAAAUGAGUGUGCGUUGGCUGAAACAGAACGGUUUCCUUUAGCUUUACCAUGUACUCCAAUAUAUAAUGAGGCGGAGGAUUGCGGUACAAAAAAUGCACUUGAAAUUAGCAAUCUUCUCUUCUCUCGUCGAUAUCCCCCUUUGCUUACCAACAAGGUUUCAUUCGAUAGGCAUCAACAGGAUUUUGAACUCCUUGUGUUGCCUAGCUGCCUGUAUACUGAUUUCAAGUGGAAGUGCUUACCAACUACAGAUUCCUUUGCAGAGGACCAUCCAUCCAUUUUUCAUCCAUGGCAGUCUCCUCAUAUAGACAGCAGUUCAUAUUCUUCUGCACAAAUGGAGGAAGAUCCCGGAGAAACUUUCACUCCUUAUCGUGAAGGUGCGUAUAACACUCAUUCUGGAUCCUCUAAUUUUCAUUAUUUCCUCGACAAAUUAAUGGACUGCCCUUUGCUAUUAGAUAGUGCAAGCCACGAUAGAUCUGAAGCAAGAAAUAUAUUUUGAUGACAAUGAAUUGAAAUAUGGUUGAAUAUUUUACUUGCAUAUAAACAAAACUGUGUGUUCUCGUUGGAAUUUGCCUUCAAUGGAUUUGCAUUGCGAUUUA